AUGCACGCCUCUCUGCUCUUCGCCGUCCUCCCGCUCGCUCUCGCCGCACCAAGGGCUAUCACUGACGCUACAGGCCCGGCUCCCACCGACACUAGUCGGCAGGCAGUCUUCUACUCCGCCAUCAUGCGCCCAGCUGUGGCUGUGGAUCCAUCAGCAACACUUCAUGUUUCUGUAAAUCAUCAGGAGCAGCCUCGUACCUCCGGUCCUGCCUUAGCGGCUCAUGCUCCGUAUCCGACGGACCUGACGACGGCGUACAGCUUUUAUGAUGCGACGUGCGCCAACUCUAUAGGCGGUGGCAUGAUGAGCAGCGGUACUAUGGUCGCAUCUUCUACGUCCGCCUCGGCGUCGUCGUCGGCUGCUGCCUCUCCCGCUUCCUCAUCGGCUUCUAGCACAGCGGCCGCCUCGCCUUCCUCCGCUGCUGCUGCGGCUUCCUCCUCGUCGUCGGUGGCUGCCGCCUCGCCGAGUUCCUCCGCUGUUGCCCCAGCUGCCUCGUCGAGCGCAGCAGAGGUAUCUAUCCAGACUGCGCCCGCUACUCCAUCCUCAUCAGCUGCUGUCGCCCCAUCCCCAGCUGCUGCCGCAUCGACUACCGCUGACCGAGCCUGUUCUUCCGACUCCCCUGCACCUGCACCUGCUCCCGCCUCAUCUGCACCUGACGCCCGACCCGCUAUCGCUACCGUCACCCUUACCUCCGAUACUCCCGCUCCUAGCAGCUCCGGUACACCCCCCGUGGUCAUCACUGUCGUUCCUACCACCUCCACCAUCCGGCCGUCUUCGACCAACAGCGGCGCUUCCGCGGCGGCUGCGGCGAGCUCGAGUCGGUCUGCUGGUCUUGCGAGUGCCGGUCCGGCGGGUAAGGGAUGGACGGUCGUUUUGGCGCUCGUGGGCGCGGUGGGAUUGGCGAUCUAG
This is a messenger RNA of Dioszegia hungarica, 906 nucleotides long. RefSeq lists its product as uncharacterized. Lineage: Eukaryota; Fungi; Basidiomycota; Tremellomycetes; Tremellales; Bulleribasidiaceae. The record is from RefSeq and is a predicted model, not a curated record. The transcript has 5 exons. The coding region runs from base 1 to 906 and encodes 301 amino acids.